CAAACUUUGCAUCAUUUCUUAGAAUUCUCUUAAUUAUCUAAGCUUGCUCUCAACUCUCAAGAGAGAAAUAAACAAUCAAAAAAGUUAAUGAAACUAAUCAUGGGUUUGAAGAUUUGUCUCCUAACUCUUCUCAUUGUAGCCUCAGUUGUAUCAUCUUCAUCAGCAGCUCGAUGCGGAUCCACCAUUCCAAAGGCAAAAAUCGGCGAAAAUCAGGAAGAAUUGUAUUCAGAAAAUGAUGAAAUCUCCAAGAGGGAAGAUAUUCAUGAGAGGUUGCUAAGGGCUAAUACAAAAGAUUAUGGAAGACCGGAUCCAACACCAACUUUCGUCAAGCCUCCUUUUAAACUCAUACCGAACUAGCUAGCGGCAUUUACGCACGUACGUAAGCGUUCUAAGCAUGCGCAGUAUCGAUCGAUGCAAUUAGCAAGGAUUUAAAUCUAGAAAUAUAUCCCUAUAUAUAUCAUCGAGUAUUAAUUAGCUAUAUAUAUGUACUACGUACGUACCGUAUAAGUUUUCAACAUAAUACUCAUAUAUAACCAUAUGUAAUGUAUAGUAUAUAUGUCACGUACUCAUGAUCGAGGUAUAGCUAGCUAGGCCGGGUUUUUGUGCCCGGCCAGCAAGCUAUCAUCAUA
Erigeron canadensis is the source of this 629-nucleotide messenger RNA. Its product is annotated as protein CASPARIAN STRIP INTEGRITY FACTOR 2-like. The record is from RefSeq and is a predicted model, not a curated record. The coding region runs from base 88 to 357 and encodes 89 amino acids. Lineage: Eukaryota; Viridiplantae; Streptophyta; Magnoliopsida; Asterales; Asteraceae. The transcript is spliced from 3 exons.